AUGAAGCCAACGCGGAACGACCUCGGCGACCGUGGCCGAUUGGCGGAGGUCAGUAUGAUCGAAUCACUCAUUAGCAUCGCCUUCUGCUUGUCCAGCCUGGUGACAGUGAUCAUCUUGCUGCUCCCAUCUCAAUAUGCCCCGCUGCCGAAAUCCAAGAUCUCCAAGGGGAAGCAGGAGCCGGCUGUUCAGAUCCUCGUACUGGGAGACAUCGGACGAAGUCCCCGCAUGCAGUAUCAUGCGCUGAGUAUCGCCCAAAAGGGCGGAAAAGUCGUGGUUAUUGGCUACAGAGAGUCCGACCCUCAUCCCGACAUUGUGUCCAACCCGAAUAUUACGAUAGUUCCACUUCGCCCUCCCCCCGCAUUCCUGCAGACAAGCAACAAGAUAUGGUUCAUGAUAUGCGGCCCCCUGAAGGUUAUCUUUCAGAUCGCCUAUCUCUGGAAAUGUCUCGCAUAUACGACGGCGCCAGCGCAAUGGAUGAUGGUGCAGAACCCUCCCUCCAUUCCUACACUCGCCGUGGCCUCGCUGUCUUGCUUUCUACGUCAUACACGGCUGAUUAUCGAUUGGCACAACUUUGGAUAUUCGAUUCUCGCCUUGAAAUUGGGCCCAACACACCCCCUAGUCAAGGUGUCAACUUGGUAUGAGAGGACGUUCGGUCGAUCGGCCUCGGUUCACCUCUGUGUCACAGACGCAAUGGGUUCCGUACUCAAACAGCAAUUCAAGCUCCAAGCACCGGUCCUUACUUUGCAUGACCGACCAGCGAGUCAUUUCCAUCCAAUUGCCAGCCCGGAGGAACGCCGGGCAUUUCUGGCCACCCUCCCAGAAGCUCAAUCAAUCCGCCCUUUAGUGGAAUCUGGCGGAGUGGAGGUGCUUGUCAGCUCCACGUCCUGGACGCCCGACGAGGACUUCUCAAUCCUCAUUGACGCUCUGCAAAAGUAUUCCGCACAAGCAGAGACAGAAACACAUCUACCUCACGUCCUGGCUAUCAUCACAGGGAAAGGGCCCCAGAAAGAGAUGUACAUGCAGCAAAUCGCAGCUCUGGAAGCUGCCGGUAAACUCAAAAAGGUCACUCUUCGAACCGCGUGGCUCACCGUGACGGAUUACGCUCGUCUCCUGGCAUCCGCAUCCUUGGGAGUCAGCCUGCACACCAGCAGUAGUGGGGUAGACCUCCCGAUGAAAGUUGUGGACAUGUUUGGCGCAGGGCUCCCGGUUGUCGGAUGGAACCGUUUCGAGGCCUGGCCAGAGCUGGUCACAGAAGGAGUCAACGGAAGGGGAUUUGGAAGCGCGGCCGAAUUGACAGACCAGUUGGUGAAUUUAUUCAGCAGUCAGCAGCAGUUGGAUCGUCUUCGAGCCGGUGCACAAAAAGAAAGUGCUCGCCGUUGGGAUGACGAGUGGAGUCCAGUUGCAGGUACUUUGCUGGGCCUCACAUGA
Molecule: messenger RNA, 1428 nt
Organism: Penicillium oxalicum
Lineage: Eukaryota; Fungi; Ascomycota; Eurotiomycetes; Eurotiales; Aspergillaceae
Product: chitobiosyldiphosphodolichol beta-1,4 mannosyltransferase
Exons: 3
Coding region: 1-1428 (475 amino acids)
Cellular component (GO): endoplasmic reticulum
Molecular function (GO): mannosyltransferase activity
Source: RefSeq, a predicted model, not a curated record